GUAUGGUCUGUCUUCUCAUAAAUGGCAGGGACGAAAACAAGACAUGAGAAUAAAAACAUGGCUUUUGAUGAAAAAUGCAUUUAGCAGGUUCCAUGUGGAAGGCUCAUAAACAAAAAAGAGAAACACAGCCAGAAGUUGGUAAUGCUCACCAAUCAGUCUGAAGAUUCUGAAAGGUGUGAAAGCAUAGAGCUGGACAAUAAAAUCCGGGAUCUGAUUGAAAGAAAUGCUUCUAAUCCAAAAGGAGUCACGAUAGAGGCCACACCAAGUCAUAGAUUUUCAUGUUCUCCAAAGACUUGCAGAGAAAGAGCUUCCAUGGCGCAUUUGGCAGAAGGCACAGCUGGAAUGAAUGCUGCACAAAGUACUACCGAGCAUACAGAGUGUGCUCAAUCAUCAAGAAGAAAGAAUUUGACAAGCACUCUUGAACACAAGAUAAGAUACUUGGAAAAACAGAGAAAAGAGCUCCUGGAAGUUAAUCAGCAAUGGGAUCAGCAGUUUAGAAAUAUGAAAGAGUUGUAUGAAAGAAAGGUCGCAGAGCUGAAAAUGAAAUUGGUAGCUGCAGAAAGAGUCUGGGGAACCCUGGAGAAGGAGCGACAGCAACAGGAGCAACCACAGAGUCAGAGGGUGGACACCAGGCCACGUGACCAGACCCGGGACCCGCAGCUAGAGAAGGAAAAGGAGAACCUAAAUGAAGAAAUACAGGAAUUGAAGAAAGAGAAUAAGCUUUUGAAGGAAAAAAACGCUCUUGCAAAUAAGAAGAAGGAACAUUACGAAUGUGAAAUAAAACGACUCAAUAAGGCCCUUCAGGAUGUCUUGAAAAUUGAGAGUUCUUCAUCUUUUGAGGAUUGUGCCUGGAAAUCUAAAGUUGAGUGCAACCACACAGAGAUGAUAACAGAAAUGGAGGUCCUCAAACAACAGGUGCAAAUCUAUGAAGAAGACUUCAAAAAGGAGCGCUCAGAUCGAGAAAGACUUAGUCAGGAGAAAGAAGAGCUACAGCAAAUCAAUCAAACUUCUCAGUCCCAGUUGAACCGGCUGACUUCUCAGAUAAAAGCUUGUCAGAUGGAGAAAGAAAAACUAGAAAGGCAACUAAAACAGAUGUAUCUCCCAAGCUGCAACUGUGGCACAGUUUUCCACCUGCGGGACCCAUCAGAACCAGCAGGGCCCCAGGCUGUGCAGGAUGAGCGGGAGCACCCACCAGACUACCAGUGGUAUGCUCUUGACCAGCUUCCGCCAGAUGUACAGCACAAGGCAAAUGAUUUCUCCUCAGAAAAGAAAGCCAAUCAGUAGAAGCCACAGAGGAGGAUGGCGAGCUGAGGGUGCGCUUGGCUGAAGGCCGGCUUCGUAUCCCCACUGUGGCUUGUUUCUGCUGCAGCUGCUCACCGUCUGCCCCGUUAUGUGUGCCUGGUAGUGCUUCCCCUUGGCGCGGACAGAGGCGUGGACAGACUUCUGACAACUGAGAUCCUGACUGAGCCUAAGGAGCCAGUUAUUACACAACUAAAUACAACUUCUAGUUUCCUCCAAAUGGGAUUUGGCAGCUUGAAACUGUCUGCAGCUUACUGCUGCUGGAUUGUUGAAUUUACCAAAAUGAUUCCAUGAUGUAAGCAGCUAGGUUUUUGGUGGAGCAAUAUUAUAUGUUGUAUAUAUUCCCAAAGGAAAACUGUCUGCCGUUCUGAAUUUUUAACAUCGCUUUCAUUUUCCCCUAGGAGCUCAGUUCUUCAGCCAGUUUGUCUAGAUCCUAUGUUCAUCCUUUUUGGCCUGGAUGAAGCUAAAGAUAGAAUUGAAGAGAUGUAUAUACUGUACCCCCUGAAAUCAAAUGGGAGAUUCAAACUGAAUAAAAUAGUGAGCUUGAAACUAUGCUUUAGAUAGAUUCAUUUAAUAUGAGGAAAAACUGUGAGCCUAUUUCAUUUUCAGGUGAAACAGUUUAUGAAAGAUAAAGUCCUAAUGUAAAGGUGAUAGCUUUGCUGUGUCCACAUAUAGUUUAAGAAGUAGUGCAGAUCUCUCUAUCUAUAUCUACAUAAAUAUACACACACAGAGAGAAAGACAGAGAGAGAGAGAGAGAGAUACAUAUGUGGGGGGUGGGGGUUUGUGUAUACACACAUAUACAUGAGCUUUCUGCUAGGACCAACUUGAGCUCCCCUCUGUGUGGAUAAAUAUGUAAUAAAAGUU
Fukomys damarensis (Damara mole-rat) is the source of this 2163-nucleotide messenger RNA. RefSeq names its product TNFAIP3 interacting protein 3 (gene Tnip3). The record is from RefSeq and is a predicted model, not a curated record. The transcript has 14 exons. The coding region runs from base 142 to 1284 and encodes 380 amino acids. Lineage: Eukaryota; Metazoa; Chordata; Mammalia; Rodentia; Bathyergidae. Gene Ontology annotation, biological process: cellular response to lipopolysaccharide; regulation of transcription by RNA polymerase II.